UCUCCCCCAACCCAUCGCCGGAAGCACACAUCCCACGCCUUGCCCCCAAGAAAUGGCGAAGCCGCCGCCGGCAGACGAGGAGGAGGAGACCGCGGCGCUGCGGCGGCGCCUGAGGAAGCUCGUGGCGACCGUCACCGCCGGGUGCGCCGGCGCCGACGCCUUCGACGAGGCCGCCGCGGCGCUCGCGGCGCUGAGGCAGGCGGAGGUCGGCGGGAGCGGCAAGGGCGCCCGCGGCCCUGGAGAGGAGGCCCGCCCCGCGGAGGAUGCGGACGCGGAGGCCGUGCCGGCGCAGUUCCUCUGCCCGAUUUCGUCCAAGAUCAUGGCGGAUCCCGUCGUCGUCGAGUCCGGGCAGACCUAUGAUCGUCGUUUCAUAGUGAAGUGGUUUAGUGCAGGGAACCAGAUGUGUCCGCAGACCAAGCAAGUGAUCUUAAACACAACCCUCAUUCCUAACCUCCUCAUUCGAAGCAUGAUAGCACAGUGGUGCACAGAGAAUGGGUUUGCCUUGCCACCACUUGAGAACCAAGAGGAAGAUUAUGUUAGCAACAGUGAGCGAAGAACAUUUGAUGAAAUAUUCAACAAAAUAACUUCGUCAUCAAACAGUACUGAACAGAAACAAGCGAUCAAGGGUCUCCGGCUGCUUACCAAGCGUAGCAGUGAAUUUAGAGCUCUUUUGGAAGAGAAGCCAGAGUCCAUAUCACAAAUGACCUUUGCGCGGUUUUCCACCCCAGGAUUGCAGAAUGAUCCACAAGUAGUGGAGGAUAUGGUGACUAUAAUUCUCAACUUCUCACUACAUGAUAGUAAUAAGAAGAUAAUUGGAGAUGACCCCGAAGCUAUCCCAUUUCUCAUAUGGGCACUAAAAUCGGGAGACAUGGGGAGCCGCAGCAAUUCUGCAGCUGCCAUCUUCACUCUGUCAGCUCUUGACUCCAACAAGCAGAAGAUUGGUGAAUUAGGGGCAAUUGAACCUUUGAUUGAUCUUCUUGAUCAUGGCAGCAUCAUAGCAAAGAAAGAUGCGGCAUCAGCGAUUUUCAAUCUAUGCAUGCUUCAUGAGAACAGAUCAAUAGCUACAAACUGUGGGAUUGUUGAUGUGGCACUGAGAGCCAUUGGAGAUCAGUCACUUGUCGAGGAAUCCUUGGCCAUACUUGCUUUAUUAUCAAGCAACUAUGACAUGGUAGAGCUGAUGAUAGAGUUUGGUGGUGCCACUUGUAUGCUCCAGGCAAUAAGGGAGAGCGAGUGCAAGCGCAGCAAAGAGAAUGCAGCGGUAAUCCUCUUCUCAAUCUGUAUGUACAAUCGGAAAAAGGUUAAAGAGGUCGAGGAGGACGAGAAUACAAAUGGCUCAUUGGCUUCUCUUGCACAGAAUGGGACUCCAAGAGCCAGGAGGAAGGCUACCGCUAUCCUUGAGAUGAUGAAAAGAGCAAAACCCAUGCACAACAGGCAUAGUUCUUGUUAGAAUCGGCAACAGAGAUGCAGUUGGAAGAGCAAGGAGGAUGCUUAUUUGAUGUAGAUAUUGAGAUACAUACAUAGCUAUCUUCCUUUUCAGUACAUAUAGGCAUUGUGUAGAUGCAAAGCUAGUGUUAAAAAAGGGGUUCUCAUUGGAACAGGUGGUUCUUGGUGUUCCAAAAAUACAGCAAAACAAACUUUCCCUAGAAUUUUGAAGACUUUACCAGAAUUAA
Messenger RNA from Lolium perenne, 1670 nucleotides. RefSeq names its product U-box domain-containing protein 9. Lineage: Eukaryota; Viridiplantae; Streptophyta; Magnoliopsida; Poales; Poaceae. Gene Ontology annotation, molecular function: ubiquitin-protein transferase activity; protein binding. The record is from RefSeq and is a predicted model, not a curated record. Gene Ontology annotation, biological process: protein ubiquitination.